This is a messenger RNA of Entrophospora sp. SA101, 2091 nucleotides long. The record is from the annotation of a GenBank genome assembly. NCBI's taxonomy places the organism in Eukaryota, Fungi, Glomeromycota, Glomeromycetes, Entrophosporales, Entrophosporaceae.
AUGCAUGAUGUUGCAAAAAUUUAUGAUCAUGGUAAAACGUUUUUGACUUUUAAUGAAGAAAAAGAAAAUUUAUCAAAACAAAUUUUGCAAAUUAAAGAUGAAUAUAAUGAUUUAAUUAAAGAGAAGGAUAAAACAAUUGCAGAAUUUAAGGAAUCAAUAGCAAUAGUUAAGCUUAAUAAUAUCAGUCUAACAAAUAACAAUAAUGAUCUAAAUUCAAAAAUGUCAGAAAAAGAUGCUGCAAAUGAUAAAUUAAGAAAAGAAACAAUUGAAUAUCAAAAUCUUUAUUCAACGCUAGUAGCUAAAUAUAAUGAUUUAGUUCAAGAAUAUAAUAACUUAAAAGAAGAGCUAAUACCACAAAUAGCUAUGAAUGUAGGAUUGACUGAAACUAAUAUCAAAUAUGAAAAACAAUAUAAUCAAUAUGUCAGUCAGUUGAACAGAUUAAAAAAACAUAAUUCAGAAUUACAACUUCAACAUGAUCGUAAUGUUGUAAAUAAUAAAAAAAGAGUAACAUUAUUAAAUCAAAAAAUUAAAGAUAGAGAUAAGAAUAUAAAUGAUUUAAAGAAGUUAUUAUCAACAAUCUCAUCAUCAUCAUCAUCAAAUCCAUCAACAAUAUCAACAACAUCACCAUCAACAAAAACAACAUCAUCACUAAAACCAUCAACAACAUUGCCAUCAACAGAAACAUCAUAUAUAUUUAAAAAUCAGAAGUCAAUUCAGUUUUCACAAGAUCUUUCUGAAUUGCAAGAUAAAAUUCAGAGUUAUAUUACAAAUUUAAGAACUACAAUUGCAGAGCUUGAUUAUAACAAUAUAGAUAAUCUUUUAAUAAAAUAUAAUUAUGUAACUGGAGCCAAAGAAAUACAAAGGAACAAACCAUUGGUUAAGGCUUUAUUGCAAAGAGCAGUUUUUGACAAGUUGAUUGAAUUAUUGAAAGAUUUUGGAAGUGAUACUUAUCAAUACAAGCCUCAAAACUUGAGGGGACUUGAAUAUGAUUUAUAUGAAUUGGCAAACAAAUUAUAUGAUUAUUCAUUUGAAUCUGAUCCAUAUGAAUGGAGAAGCAAUCAAUAUAGAAAAAUUAUAGAUCAACGAAAACAAACUGAACUUGCUACAUUAUCAGGUGAAAUUAUAAGAGAUUUUGUAAAAAUAUUUCAUUUCACACUUUUGGAAGAUUUAGAUGAUCUUGAAAUUUGUUGGAUUCUUAAUGGAUCAGCAAUUGAUUCAGAAUUUAUGGAGGGUCAAUGGGAUUACAACAACAUUGAUAAUUAUGUGAUAGAAAUUUGUAGGUUUCCAUUAAUUAGAUCUUCUAAGAAAAUAUAUUCACUUGCAAAAGUAUUUGCUGACAAACUUGAUAAUUCCAAUACAAUAAUUAAAUCCAAUACAUCACUUGAAGUUAUAAAAUGGAAUGCAAAUGCUAAAGAUAAAUUAGGAACUAAAACAUUAUUGGUAUCUGAAACAAGAUUUGGUGGUGGUGGAUGGACAACUGAAACAGCAACUGAUGAUGAAUUCGAUGAGUUUUAUGGGGAGCCCAAAUCAGAAACACUAGUAAAUGCUGAAAGUAAGGAACUUUCAAAAACUUGUUAUGAACUUGUUGAAGAAACAACAACCAAAAAAGGGAAAGUUAUUACAGCAACAUCAGCCAUUGGAUCUGUAUUUAGUACCUUUUUUGGAAGGCAUGACACUAAAUCAAUUGAAACCACACAAAAUAUCAUCUCCAAACAAACCAACGAAGGCUCAUUCCAUAUUUCUGACACACUUUCUGAAAUUCUUGAAAUUUCUUCUGAUACAAAAUCUCAAUCAUUCAAAUCUACUAUUCAAACAUAUGCUGUUAGUAAAUGUCUCAAGAAAACCACUACACAUCACACUUGGUGGUCAACUGCAAUUACCAUUAGCUAUCUUAAAUUACAUGCUUUUUCUCAUGAAACAACUUGGAAAAUUCAGUACGAAAAAGCUAGAAAAUAUCUAAGUGAACAAAUCAAAGAUGCUGAGCUUGAAGAAGAACUUUUAAAAACUUGUUGCAAUCUUGUUGAAGAAAAAACAACAAAAAAAGUAGUUUAUACAGAAACAAAAGAAGAAAUUGUUGAAAGGAAGAAAUAA